Messenger RNA from Malurus melanocephalus (red-backed fairy wren), 4065 nucleotides. RefSeq names its product centlein (gene CNTLN). The coding region runs from base 169 to 3486 and encodes 1105 amino acids. Gene Ontology annotation, biological process: centriole-centriole cohesion; protein localization to organelle. The record is from RefSeq and is a predicted model, not a curated record. Gene Ontology annotation, cellular component: centrosome; centriole. NCBI's taxonomy places the organism in Eukaryota, Metazoa, Chordata, Aves, Passeriformes, Maluridae. The transcript has 23 exons.
GGCGCUUUCCGCCCGGUGAGUGCGGCGGAAAGUUUUUGUUUGUGGUGUCCACGGCGUCCUCUCUGUCCCCUUUGCCCCCGGCGCGGGCGGGCGGGGGCCGCCUGAGCCCGCUCUGCCAGGCGCGGACCCUCCUCUCCCUGCGGGACGAGCGGCGAGMGGCUCUCGGUGAUGGCUUCGGGGAGCGCGGAGGCGGCGACGCUGCGGGUGACAGAGCUGGAGGAAGAGCUGCGGGCUCUGGCGGAGGAGCUGAGGCGCUGCCAGGCUGAUAAAGAGUUUGUGUGGUCUCUUUGGAAACAUCUCCAAGUGUCAAAUCCAGAUGUUACUCAAGCUGUCAGCUUGGUUGUGGAAAGAGAAAAACAGAAAGCUGAAGUCAAGGACAGAAAAAUUUUAGAGAUUUUGCAAACCAAAGACAGCAAGAUAGAAACUCUAGAACAGAGACUCACAGGACAGCAGCAGGAGAUAAACAGCUUAAUGCAGAGAAAAAGUGCUGUGGAUGAAGAAAAUGCCCGUUUGAAGAAUGAAUUCAGUAACUUGAACCGGAAAUUUAAAGAUAAAAGCCAAGAACUUAAGGACACUGAGGAGUGUGCACAGAAGAAGGAAGAGCAAAACAGACUGGUUAUAAAAAACCUGGAGGAGGAAAAUAAGGGAUUAAAUAUAUGCUGUGCUGACCUGCUAAGUGACCUGGAGAAACUGAGGAAGCAGGAGGCACAAUGGGAAAAAGAAAAGUCCCGCAAUGAUGCCAGAAUAAAGAAUUUGGAAACUGAUUUAGCAGAGACAAGAGAACAAACAAAAAGUUUGCAUAGUAUAUGCARUAACUUGUCAACUGAGGUAGCUAUGAAACAAGAAGAACUUUUCCAAAAGGAUUGUUAUGUGAUCAAAGCCAAGAAGGAAUUAGAGGAGCUUCAGAAUCUUUACAGACAAAACAUUGACUAUACAACACAGCAGGCUGAGCUGAUAAAGCAGUUACAGGCUCUCAAUGCUGAUACACAAAAAGUACUGCAAGACCAAGGAUAUUCUCACACAGCUAAAACAACAUCAUAUCAAAAAGAACCACCUGUGAAACGUUCAAGGUCUCUGUCCCCAAAGAGCUCUUUUAGAGAGUCAGAGGAGCUAAGGAAGAUUAAAAUAGCUGAAAGGAAGAUUGAAAACUUAGAGAAGACAUUACAGCUAAAGUCUCGAGAAUCUUAUGAGCUAAGAGCAGCCUAUGGAAGACAUGAAGAGAGGCUGCAGAUGUUACAGACCAACUACAGAGCACUAAAAGAGCAAUUAAAGCAGUGGGAAGAGGGUGAUAGCAGACUGAAUCUUGAAGAGGAAUUGGAUCAGAUGAAAGUACACCAAUCUCUGAAGCCGCUUCUUAAACUCAGUGAAGAUGAUGGGGUCAAGAGUAAUCCUCCAAGGAGGUAUAAGAGAGAAGUUUCACAUGAGAUGUUGCAGAAGGUACAACAACUAGGAAGAAGAUUCAAAGAUACUGAAGGGGAAUUAAAGAAACAGAAAGRAGUAAAUAAAGACUUACUGAAUGAGAAAAUUUAUUUGAAAGAAUCUUUACAAGUACAAAACGAAGAUGCAGACACAAGAGAAAGAGAUCUGGAAACACUACUUAAGAGGAUUUGUGAAAUAAAGAAAGAAAAAAUAGAACUUCAGUUAGUGAUUGAUGAGAAGGAAAAAGAAGCUGCCUCUUUGAAGAGGCAAGUGACAGAAGCUAACAGGUUGAGAAAUGAAAGUGAAGAUUUGCUGAGUCAAGUGCAGGAGCUGAAGUGUUUGCUGGAUAAAGCCAAAGCAGUGGCAAUCUCUGGGCAAUGUAAUUGCAAGAUAACAGGCACCAAGGUUAAAUUAAAAACAGCCAAGAAAAAGAGCUCUUUGGGACAUCAUGGAGCUUUUCUCAAACAGUCCAUCAAGGUUAUGAGUAAUGUAUUUGAGAACUUCAGUAAGGACGGCUGGGAGGAUGUGAGUGAAAGCAGUGACGCUGAAAUACCAGCUUCUGAAAGUUUGGAAAGAGUGAUUUUGAAGACAGUGCAAAACAUUGAUCCACUGCCAGACAGAAGUAAACAAGAAGCAAAAAAACCCUGCAACAUGUUUCAUUUAGAAGUCAAAAAUGUACAGUGUAAUAAAAAGAUUAAUGACCUAGAAAAGUUACAUUCCAAGAGGAGGUUCUGCUGUCCCAUACCAUCUUAUCCAUCAGUUCUAAGCAAAGUGAACAGAGCAAAAAGGAGAAAUGUCRUUGUCCAGAAACCGGGCUACUCUGUUACUCUACUGCAGGAAAAAAUGAAGUCACUGCAGAAGCAGACAGCUGUUUUACAGAGUGAAAAAAAGAGAGCAGUGGCUUCCAUGAAGAGGGUUAAAGAAACCAAUGAAAAAUUAACAAAUCAGCUACAUUUGGCUGAUCAGAGACUUCAAGCUAAUAAAGUGACCAUAGAGGUGUUGACCUCCAACCUGGCCAAGUGGCAACAGGAGAAGGAAGAUUUACAAGGAAAAUUAAAGUUGAGAGAACAUCUGUCUCAAACUGCUGACAAGAGUGAAGCCACCCCAGCUCCUUCAAAGAACAUUGAUUUAGAGAUGAAACAGCUGCAGUGCAAACUAAAGAAUUCGAAUACUGAAAUCACUAAACAAUGGACAACCAUUAAGUCACUGAAAAAACAAGUCCAGGAAAAAGAAGAACGGAUUUGGGAGCUACGAGCCAAAAUUUCUCAGUUGGAAAGGGAUCUUACUAUGAAAAGACAUUUGGUGGAAGACUUAAGAUCCCGACUAAAAGCAAAUCAAGAAAAUGAGAAAGCCUCAAAUGAAACAUUGGAAAGUCUUGUGAGAAAGGUGAAGGCACUGGCUGAAGACAAAAAAACCUCAAUUGACUCACUAAAACAAAGAUUUAAUGAAGCUAUGAAUGAGAAGUCUCAGUAUGAGCAGAUGUAUCAYAAGGCUAAAUAUGAGUUGGAGAAAAAGGAUCUCAAGCUAACCCAACUAGAGAGCAAAAUUAUUGAGACUGAGUGUGCUAUGACUGACCUUGAAACUACUGCAUCUCAGCAGCUACAUGCCUUGGCUAAACAGAGUGCACAGGCUUUGGAAGCUCUACAGAAGGAACUGCUGCUCACCAGUGACAAARUAGAAGAGUUCAAGACAUUUGUGAAGACUCUAGCCGGAGAGUUACACCAAAGCAUACAAGAUCUGAAARCAAAAAUCAAAGUGGCAAAAAAAAUGGGAGGAAUGAAAGCAUGCAAAAAGGGUCUUUCCCAAAAGAGUCUUCAGUUGGCAGCAUCUGUCCUUAAUGUUUCAGCAACUGAUCUUUAUGAAAUACUACAAGAAGGAGAUGAUGAGGAAACAGCAAAGAUAAAAAUGGAAUUUGAAAAAGAUAAAGAAUGGCUACAGCAUAUACAGAAACUACUUGAAACACAGCUUCCUUUUGCCUCAUACUUAAUGGACGCCAUACUGGAAAAAUURAAUGAGAAGAAGAAAUUGGUAGAAGAGUACAGUUCUCUAAUGAAGGACACUGUAUGAUAUUGCUAAGAUUUAUCUUUGCAAAGUGUGACUAAAAUGUGUGCUGUCUCCUCAUGUCUUUUCUCAUAAAGAACUGUCAAUAUGCAUGUUCAAUACAUACACAGAAACCGUGAACUAAUUAAUUGUUGAACAAGAGGAAUUAAUUAAAUUCCUAUUAGAAAGCAGUGUGGUAUUUGAUUCCUGAAAAGAAAAAUUGCUGCAAAUCAAUGCAAAGUUCAAAAUUAUUUUCCUUUAAAUGCAUUGGUAGCAAACACRUGUGCAGACUUUGUAGAGGGGAUGUCUUUGUUCUAACUAAUACAUAUCUGUCCAUUUUUGAAAGAACAAAAAGCAGCUAAGCAACACCUGAUUGUACUAAUCAGAAUAGUAGAAGUAGGAUUUACAAAAGAGCUGGGAAUAUCACUGGGGUUUUGAAUAUCUGAUUUCUUUUAGCUUUUUUGUAAAGCCCAGCUCUGUGAUAUAUGCUGCAUAAAAAGAUAUGCUUUUUUCAUGUUGGAAAAAAAUGAAUGAUUGUAGAAUAAAAAUAUUGUGUGGAGUAACACAGUAAGGGCUGUGUUUCCUUCUGUAUAUUAGAAUAUAAAG